AUUUUGGCGCAAGGAAGGCGCAGCGUUUCAUUCAAACGUGAAGUUGCUACUGUAAGGUGUUGAAAAGUGUUGUGUGUGUAUAUUUUAAAUAUUCGUUUAAAUUAACUAUUUGGACUAUUCUUGGAGUUAUUUGUGACUAGGAUAAGCAUUCAUUCACAAUGGGCAAAGAUUACUACAAAAUAUUAGGACUCUCAAAAGGAGCGUCUGAUGACGACAUAAAGAAAGCGUACCGCAAGUUGGCACUGAAGUACCACCCGGACAAGAAUAAGGCAGCUGGUGCUGAGGAGAGGUUCAAGGAAGUAGCGGAAGCUUACGAAGUGUUGUCAGAUAAGAAGAAACGUGAAAUCUACGAUGCUCACGGCGAGGAGGGCCUCAAGGGAGGAAUGGGAUCACACAAUGGACCUGGUGGUGGCCAGUCGUUCUCGUACACGUUCCACGGAGACCCGAGGGCCACGUUCGCACAGUUCUUCGGUUCGGCGAGCCCGUUCCAAGCGUUCUUCGACCUGAACGGCGGCUCCGGCGGCACCACCAUGUUCUUCGACCGCGACAUGGACGUGGACAUGGACCCGUUCGCCAACAUGGGCAUGGGCACGGCGCGGCCCGGCGGCCCCGGCGGCGCCUUCCGCAGCCACAGCUUCAACUUCCACGGAUCACCCAGCCGGAAGGAGAAGACCCAGGACCCGCCGAUCGAACACGAUUUAUACGUAUCCCUGGAGGAUAUCGCGCGCGGCUGUGUCAAGAAGAUGAAGAUAUCGAGGCGUGUGCUGCAGCCUGACGGCACUUCGAAGAAGGAGGACAAAGUUCUGACCAUCCAUGUGAAGCCAGGCUGGAAGGCUGGCACCAAGAUCACGUUCCAGAAGGAGGGCGACCAGGGUCGCAACAAAAUCCCAGCUGACAUUGUGUUUAUCAUCCGAGACAAGCCACACCCAUUGUUCAAGAGGGAGGGCAGUGACAUCAGAUACUCAGCCAAGAUCUCACUGAAACAGGCUCUAUGUGGCACUAUCAUUGAAGUACCAACCAUGUCUGGAGACAAGCUCACAGUGAACCUUCAAGCUGAGGUAGUGAAGCCCCACACAGUGAAGAGGUUCCCAGGCUAUGGUCUCCCAUUGCCGAAGGAACCCACGCGGAAAGGAGACUUACUUGUGGUGUUUGACAUCAAAUUCCCUGACCGCCUCUCAUCUGGAGUGAAGGAGAUUCUCAUGGAUACUCUACCCAAUUAAUAUCAGACUGAAUAUCUCAUUAGAAUGGGUUUCUGUGUAUAAUGAAGUUGGUUCUGACAGAGGUUUCUUGUUCCAGCACUUGUGUUCUGAGAAAGUCAUAUUGAUAAGGCCUUUGGUAUGACUUUACAGGACACAGUAUGUAGAUUGUUGCCAGUGUUUGCUGAAUUAAUGCUGAUUCACAUUGCACUACUUACCUUGUAAUUUUAGUGAACUGUGUGUGUUGCCAACACCACUCUUUCUUUUGUUUAUUUUGUAAUAGGUUACUUUUUUGUU
Molecule: messenger RNA, 1493 nt
Organism: Helicoverpa armigera (cotton bollworm)
Lineage: Eukaryota; Metazoa; Arthropoda; Insecta; Lepidoptera; Noctuidae
Gene: DnaJ-5
Product: dnaJ protein homolog 1
Exons: 3
Coding region: 159-1220 (353 amino acids)
Cellular component (GO): cytosol
Molecular function (GO): protein-folding chaperone binding
Source: RefSeq, a predicted model, not a curated record